AUGUUUGCUUGGGGCAAGGCUAUUGAAGGCCAAUUAGGUUUAGGUGGUAUCGACGAAAAUUGCAUUUUAAAGGCAACACACGUUGACUUAACGACGAACCAUACCAUCAAGUUAAUAAGUUGCGGAUUAAAUCAUACUAUUUUGCUUCUGCAAGAUGGUCAGAUCUAUAGUUGUGGUUCCAAUGAUUACGGCCAAACUGGAAGACAACGAAACAACAAACGAUUCGCACGUAUUGAUGCAUUCGAAUCUAUGCGAAUUACAAAUGUCUCGUCUAACGGUGCUAAUCAUAACCUGGCCAUAAAUGAUAAAAAUUGCAUCUAUGCUUGGGGCGAUAAUAGUGAUGGUCAACUUGGCGUCACUGAUCAAAAUUUAAAACAAUUUUAUCGCACUCCGAGGCAAAUUAAAUCAUUGUCCAAAUUCGCCGUUGUUCAAGUUGCUUGUGGACAAUCUCACAGUUUGGCAGUUAUUAACGAUGGUACGGUAUUCUCAUGGGGAAGCAAUCGAUAUGGGCAAUUAGGCAUUGACAGUAAUGUAUCUUCCGUUGAACCAAAGCAGAUACUAAAAUUAUCUGGAUUUUACAUCGUUCAGAUUGCCGCAGGUGGGGCACACAGUCUUGCUAUAACAAAUUCUGGUGCUUUAUUGACCUGGGGAAAGAAUAGUUUUGGCCAACUCGGUUUAGGAACUAAUGAUGGAGUUUUAUCACCAACAUGUGUAUCUAGUCUGCGAUCGCAACAUAUCGCUUAUGCUGCUUGCGGAGAAGACCACACUGCUGUCUUAACUAAGGAAGGUGGUGUCUUUACUUUUGGUGCUGGUAGCAGUGGACAGUUGGGUCAUAAUUCGCUUUCUCAUCAUUGCAGUCCUCAAAUGGUUGUUGAUUUAAUGGGCAUUGUCGUAACACAGAUUACUUGUGGCAGGUUUUAUGCUUUGCAACAGGAUGAAGUGUCAUUAGAUUAUACGAAAAAGAAUUUCUUCGAUACUCCCUUAUAUCUAUCAACUAGUACUUUCGAUACGCUAUGUAGAGAAAACCUUACUUCAAAGAAUUUAAGUUUAAUCUGUUCAUCAUAUUGCUGUCUUAAUGGAUCUUUUCCUAUAAUAAAUGGUGAUAAAUGGAGUAAAAAUGACAAUGGAAUGGAUCUAAUCGAAGCCAGACAAAUAAUGCGACAGAUAUCAAGAUUACCGAAACAAAUUUUACACGAUCUCCAGGCAACUUUAGUGGUAACAUUCCAACCGAACUUAAAUUUCUUUCAUUUGGAUCAAAUUCGAUUUUUGCUUUUAUUACCUGAAUUUACAAGCAUAACCGAUACCGAGGGCAAACGUUUCUUUGCCUAUAACUAUUGCAAAAUUGUCUAUAGUCUUCCUGAUCAGUUAAAAGAGGUCCUGAGUAAAUGGUGGUCAACCUUAGGAGCCGCUUAUUUCGUCCAUAUCGUAAAUGAGACUAGCAGGGAAAGAGAUAUGACAUGUUGUUUAGCUGUAUUGCUAUUAUUAAAUAAAUGUAACGAAAGUGCCGCCAUUAUAAGUUAUACGCAGUUUUAUUUAACUGAAAUCCUUCAAUAUAUCAACAUAGAGGAUGAUUACAUUCGCUGGGUGAAGAAUGUAAAGGGCCUGAUUUUUUGCCACUAUCCAUUCCUAUUAGAUACUUUAGUAAAAACUAGACUAUUAGAUCUUGACACUAAAAUUUUGCAGCAGAAUGUUAUGCAGGGAAUAGCUCGUUAUAACAUGAAUCAAAUUUUAUCAGUCAAUGGUACCAAUACAACUGUAGCACUUGUACAGCCAUUCUUAGUCUUGACAGUGAAGCGAGAAAAUUUACUACGUGAUACCUUGGAGCAGAUUAUCAGGUCUAGUCCGGAAACCUUUAGAAAGCCAUUAAAGAUUGAAUUCGUUAACGAAGAUGCUGUCGAUGAAGGCGGUGUAAGAAAGGAAUUUUUUUUAUUGAUUAUAAGAGAAAUUUUUGAUCCAAAAUAUGGAAUGUUUCAAGUCAUAGAAGAUUCGAAUAUGACCUGGUUCGCUGAUAAGGCGAAUAUUGACAUGAUUUCUACAUUCUUUAGAGGGUUACAAGAAUUAUUAGAUUAUGAAGGUGAAGAUGUUGAAGAUACUUUUGGACUAACUUUUCAGAUUUCGCGUGAAUACUACGGAUCAACUGAAACAAUUGAUUUAACUCGUGACGGCAGCAACGUACCUGUUACCAAAGAUAAUAGAUUAGAAUUUGUCAACGCUUACGUAAAAUUUGAACUCGAAGACUCUAUCAGUGAAUCGUUUAAUGCUUUUAAAGCGGGCUUCUUACAAGUUUACGGCGGGAAAGUCUUGGAACUAUUUCAUCCGGAAGAAUUACGCGCGUUACUUUGCGGCAAAGAAUACGUUGAUUUCAAUGAAUUAGAGAAAGUUACUGCAUAUCAAGGAGAAUUUUAUGAUGGUCACAUAACAAUUAAGUACUUUUGGGAGAUUUUUCAAGAGUUGACAUUGGAUAAAAAGAAAGCAUUCUUAACAUUCUUGACUGGAACCGAUCACGUUCCUGUUACUGGUGUAACAAGUAUGAAGUUGAUAUUUCAAAGUGUUCACGGUGCAGAUGAAGGGAAGUUGCCGGUAGCACAUACGUGCUUUAAUAUUCUCGACUUACCGGUUUAUAAAUCGAAAGAAACACUACGUCAGAAAUUACUCUUAGCGAUUGAAAAUAGUGCUGGAUUUGGCUUAGUAUAG
Messenger RNA from Trichoplax adhaerens, 2694 nucleotides. RefSeq lists its product as uncharacterized. The coding region runs from base 1 to 2694 and encodes 897 amino acids. The transcript is spliced from 25 exons. NCBI's taxonomy places the organism in Eukaryota, Metazoa, Placozoa, Uniplacotomia, Trichoplacea, Trichoplacidae. Gene Ontology annotation, molecular function: ubiquitin-protein transferase activity. The record is from RefSeq and is a predicted model, not a curated record.